GCCCGCCCUCACCCAGCGGCCCCGGCGCGGCGGCGUGAGGCGGCGUGAGGCGUGCGGCUCCCGCGCCUUCCCGGCGGCGCAGUCCCCCAGGAGGCGAGGCGAGGCGAGCUUUCUCUGCGGAAGAAUUGGCCGUGAAGAGACAGACUGUUCUUAACUUUUGGAAAAAGUGGAAAAAUGGCAUCAGAAGACAUCACGAAGCUUGCAGAGUCACUUGCCAAAACCAAAGUGGGUGGUGGACAGUUGAGCUUCAAAGGCCAGAGCCUUAAACUCAACACAGCUGAAGAUGCUGAAGAAGUGAUCAAGCAAAUUGAGGAAUUUGAUGGCCUGGAAGCCUUGCGCCUGGAAGGCAACACAGUGGGAGUGGAGGCAGCAAAGGUUAUUGCCAAAGCCUUGGAGAAGAAAAGUGAGCUCAAGAGGUGUCAUUGGAGUGACAUGUUCACAGGCAGGCUAAGGUCUGAGAUCCCUCCUGCUUUGAUCUCUUUGGGGGAUGCACUGAUUGCUGCUGGAGCCCAGCUGGUGGAGUUGGACCUCAGUGACAAUGCCUUUGGGCCAGACGGUGUGCGUGGCUUCGAGGCUCUGCUGAAGAGCCCUGCAUGCUACACUCUGCAGGAACUCAAGCUCAAUAACUGUGGCAUGGGCAUUGGUGGUGGCAAGAUAUUGGCAGCUGCUCUGAAAGAGUGUCACAGGAAAUCAAGUGCCCAGGGCAAGCCUCUUGCUUUAAAAAUAUUUGUGGCUGGCAGAAAUCGUCUGGAGAAUGAUGGUGCCACUGCCCUGGCUGAAGCCUUCGGGAUCAUUGGAACUCUAGAAGAGGUUCAUAUGCCACAGAAUGGAAUCAACCAUCCUGGCAUAACAGCACUGGCACAGGCCUUUGCUAUCAACCCACUGCUUAAGGUUAUAAACCUGAAUGACAACACCUUCACAGAGAAAGGAGCUGUGGCCAUGGCAGACACUCUGAAGGCACUUCGUCAGGUUGAAGUGAUCAACUUUGGGGACUGCCUGGUGCGUUCCAAGGGUGCUGUUGCUAUUGCUGAUGCUGUUAAAGAAGGGCUUCAUAAAUUAAAGGAACUGAAUUUGUCUUUCUGUGAGAUCAAGCGAGAUGCUGCUCUGACUGUUGCUGAAGCUAUUGAAGAUAAAACAGAGUUGGAGAAGUUGGAUCUCAAUGGUAACUGUCUGGGAGAAGAGGUGUGUGAGCAGCUCCAUGAGAUCCUGGAAGGCUUCAAUAUGGCAUCAGUGCUAGGAUCUUUGAGUGAUGAUGAAGGGGAGGAGGAUGACGAUGAGGAAGAGGAGGAGGAAGAUGAAGAUGAGGAGGAGGAAGAGGAGGAGGAACAGCAACAGCUGAAGGAGAGAGGAGCAGAAGAACAGGAGUCACUGACUCCUAAGAAGAUAAUUGAUUCACAGGCUUCAACUCCAGUGCCAUCUCCUCCUGUGGAUGUUGCCACGUUCCUUGCUUUCCCAUCACCAGAGAAGCUGCUGCGACUAGGACCAAAGUGCUCUGUGCUGAUAGCUCAGCAGACAGAUACAUCUGACGUAGAGAAAGUAGUUGCAACCCUCCUAAGGAUAUCCUCAGUCUUCAAAGAUGAGGCCCCAGUGAAAACAGCAGUGCAUGAAACAACAGAUGCCUUGAUGAAAAAAGCCUUCAGUUCUGCCACAUUUAAUUCAGAUGCAUUCAUCUCAAACCUCUUGGUCCACAUGGGACUACUUAAGAGUGAAGAGAAGAUCAAAACUGUACCAAGCCUCUAUGGUAUUCUUAUGACCUUGAACCACAUGGUCCAGCAGGAUUAUUUCCCUAAAUCCCUGGCCCCAGUUCUCUCGGCUUUUGUUACAAAUAUGUGAGGUUCAGAGUUAAAAAAAAUCCUAAAGAGUGAAAAGUGGGAAGUUGGCUUUGCAAGGAAGUGGCUCUGAAGGCUCUAAUGCCUGUUUUGAGCUUAAGGAAACCUGCUGGGUUUCUGGCCACUGCAUGAGUGAGCUGUGGAUGCACUGGAUCUAACUGUGCCCUCCAAGUCCUCCUUCAGAGUUAAGAGGGUCAGCAGAGCUCUGCCAGAGUUCUCAUGCUGUGUGACACUGAACACCAGCAGAUGAAAACUGCAGAACACAAAGACUGAAUUUGUUUUUAAAUGGUGGAACUUCCUACUGUGACAGCACCAAAGUUAGUGAUUUUUCUGAGAACUGAAUGGGGAGCAUAAGUACUGAAGAAGCUGCUUUUACUGACUGCCUGUACUUUAAUGUCUUAAAUGGCUAUGGAAACAAUCUCUCUUCUGAAUUAAAUCAGUGUCAACUUCAGCAUUGAUGAGAUUCAGGGGAAAAACACCCACCAAACAGAUUUGCAAUAGGAUUGCAUACUGCUGUUCAACAGUCAGAGGAGAAGCAGCCCAAACUUGUCACUCCAGGUGAAACAGCAAAGGCCUGGAAUCUGUUUGGAGCUUGGUGGCUGGCUCAGCAUGGACCAUGUGCUGUGCAGGGUGAGAGAACGUGUAACAGGUUCCAGAAUUAAUUAAUUAAUAAAUUAAGCCUUCCUGAAUUUCAUGAUACAUGGGUUGGCAGCAGCUGCUUAGGAUGCCUUGCUGGUGAAAGGUGGAGGCAUCAGAUAAUUGUGGUCAAUGUGAAAUGUAGACAGUAGGAAUGCAGUCAAAUACUGCUGGUCUGUCUUGGUUCUACUGGGCUUGGAAGCUGGCUAGUUGUGAUGGGGGAAAAGAAUUUUUCCAAGCAUUGGUGUGGCUGAAGCUGUCAAAAUUGAUGUGGACACAAACCACUGCUGCAUAAACACCAACCAUGCUAAUGUCAGUUUUGGGAAAUGAAGCAUCUUCUUUACACAUGUGCAAAUGCCAGCUGGAGGCCUUUCUUGUGGAACACUUUGCCUGCUGCCUCCUCUCUUUGUGUUGAGCAGGUUCAGGCACUUACAAGCCAGUGACCUCUACCAACUGAACAAAUAUACCUCCAACCCAAUCAUUCUAGGUUUAAGCAAGAAGUACCAGGGCUUACCAUGUCACUGAAUUUCUGCUGUUUCCUGCACUGCUGCCUUGCUCUAGCUUAUUGAUCAAGCCCCAGUCCUCAAAAUGGAAUUUAAAUUGCUGGAAGCUAAGAAUACAGGAGAAGUACUUUGGUUCAGGGCAUUUGACUGUCCUAAUUGUUUAUGUUAGGUAGUAAUGCCCAGAGUAUCUCUUAAUUCUAAGUAUCCUAACAAAUUUUGCUCAGAAAAGACACUUGCCUCCCCUCUUCCUGUACAUGUGCAUGUAGGCUUUUCCCAGCAAGUGUUUUUAAGCUGUAGCUGAUGCUGUGUAUGACAAAAUAAAGAGUAAAAUUUUGGUCUUCAUGAAUUCAUCAACAACAACCCUGCUGAAGCCAGAGCCAGCAUUUCACUACAGAACAAGAGGGGAGAGUCUCUUGUUGGAAGUAUGAGGCUGUUCAUAGGCUCUGUAGAAGCUGAGUGAGAGCUGAGAGCCUCUCGUGGUGGAAGGCAGAUCUUCCUAUGGUGUGUACCAGUGCUAGUCCAAGCCUCCACUGGCCCUGGUGCUGUGAAAUGCUUGGAGCUGAAGUUUUCUGCUUUACAAACUUGUUGCAAGCUGUGCUUUUACAGGGAAGCUUUUGUCCUGCAUAAUGAAGUCCACACUAGAUAGAAGCAAUCUGUCUCUGUUAUAUGAGCAUAGGCCUUUCUUACAAUGCUUUC
Messenger RNA from Passer domesticus (house sparrow), 3664 nucleotides. It is a transcript of the gene RANGAP1, whose product is annotated as Ran GTPase activating protein 1. Gene Ontology annotation, biological process: signal transduction; nucleocytoplasmic transport; activation of GTPase activity. The record is from RefSeq and is a predicted model, not a curated record. NCBI's taxonomy places the organism in Eukaryota, Metazoa, Chordata, Aves, Passeriformes, Passeridae. Gene Ontology annotation, cellular component: cytosol; perinuclear region of cytoplasm; nucleus. Gene Ontology annotation, molecular function: GTPase activator activity; small GTPase binding. The transcript has 17 exons. Bases 175 to 1833 code for a protein of 552 amino acids.